Suillus subaureus is the source of this 873-nucleotide messenger RNA. Its product is annotated as thioredoxin-like protein. The coding region runs from base 103 to 540 and encodes 145 amino acids. The record is from RefSeq and is a predicted model, not a curated record. Lineage: Eukaryota; Fungi; Basidiomycota; Agaricomycetes; Boletales; Suillaceae. The transcript is spliced from 4 exons.
UUUCAAAUUUCCGGUAUACAUGAUUAUUCAGAAUUACCAGUGACUUGAACUUCCACCUGUUUUGCGCGUCGAGCCAACAGCAGUCAUCAUCUCGCUCCCAAUAUGUUCCAAAGCGCACUUCGUACAUCUCUUUCACUCCACAGGAGCACUGUUUCCAGCUGUCUAAGGUCACAAACGUUCCGUCGAUUUCUAUCGCAAGAGUCUCGCGCAAAAAUACAGUCUGCAGUGACCGAAUACCCUGUGGUACUGUUUAUGAAGGGCAACCCAGAGCAGCCUAUGUGCGGUUUUUCACGAGGGGUCGUGAAGAUCCUCAGCGCUUUCGACAUUCCACCUGAAAAGUUCAAGACAUAUAAUGUCCUCGAGGAUUUGGAGCUGAGGACCGGAAUUAAAGAAUUCUCGGAAUGGCCAACCAUCCCACAACUGUAUGUGAAUGGGGAAUUUGUAGGUGGGAGCGACAUUGCUUUAAGCAUGUUUCAAUCGGGAGAGUUGGAAACGCUCCUUGAGCAGCAUGGGGUGAUCCCGAAGGUAUCGGAAAGUUGAGACUGUACAUGCACCAUACCCUCCACAGGUACAGGUACAUACGUGCACCAACCCGUCAAUCUUACGGCUUUUGGGAAACACCGCGGGUAGAUUGUCAAGAGUGUAUUAACAACAAUCUAAUAAAUAUCACUACUUUUCCUUGUUGUCCUCCUCGACUUCGACUUCGUUCAGAGACUAGAAGGUCCUAUAUGGUCGGAAGACCACUUCUGUUCCAGGCUCCGAGGUAGAGAAAGGCACGAAUUGUUGACCGUGCGAGUCGGUUGCGAGUAAAGUGAAGGAGCUGCCGGUCCUGCGAGAAGGCACGUUCAACCGCAGUCGAUGCUACUGAGCGAG